Messenger RNA from Spirodela intermedia, 762 nucleotides. Lineage: Eukaryota; Viridiplantae; Streptophyta; Magnoliopsida; Alismatales; Araceae. The record is from the annotation of a GenBank genome assembly.
AUGUCAAGAAAGAAGGUCAAACUCCAAUGGAUUGCCAACGACGCCGCCAGAAGGGCCACCUUCAAGAAGCGGCGAAAGGGCCUGCUGAAGAAGGUGCAAGAGUUGAGCAUCCUCUGCAACAUCAAGGCCUGCAUGGUCGUCUACGGCCCUUAUGACCCUCAGCCGGAGGUCUGGCCCAGCGGCGGCGACGAGGCGGCGGCGCUGCUGCGAGGCUUUCGCCGUCUGCCGGAGCACGAGCAGAGCCGCCGCAGGCUGGACCAGGAGGGCUUCCUCCGCCUUCGUGCGGAGAAGAUGAGGGAGCAGAUAGAGAAGGAGAAGAAAGCUUCCAGGGAGCUCCAAGUAGAGCUCCUCUUCGCCCACUGCCUCAACGGAGCCCGCAAGGUGGAGGAUCUCCCCAUGGAGGAGACCACCGCUCUCGCCUGCCUUGUAGAGAUGAAGCUCAAGGAGGUCAAUGCCAAGCUCGACUCUCUACGCGGCCAGCAGACGAACUCCACCGGCGGCGGCGCUUUGGCUUCUCCUAUUGUGGCGCCGCUGCAGCCUUUACCGCCCGUUGACUUCCUCCCCGAAGGAGGAGGAGGAGCCUGCCAGAGGCUGCCGGAGUUGUACAUGGCGGCGGCGGAAGGAAUGAGGAGGCCGGACUGGAUCAUGGAGAUGAUGGUUCCUUACAGUCAUCUGUUCUAUGACGGCAACUACUCGGCUCCGGCAUUAAUGGACGACGGCAGGAGCUCGUGGACGAUCGAUCCUUACUUUCCCUUCCACUGA